Messenger RNA from Echinops telfairi (small Madagascar hedgehog), 2010 nucleotides. Its product is annotated as antigen WC1.1-like. The record is from RefSeq and is a predicted model, not a curated record. The coding region runs from base 1 to 2010 and encodes 669 amino acids. The transcript has 12 exons. NCBI's taxonomy places the organism in Eukaryota, Metazoa, Chordata, Mammalia, Afrosoricida, Tenrecidae. Gene Ontology annotation, cellular component: membrane.
AUGGCUGUGAAGCGAGAGGUUUGUGCUGAAAUUGCUGGCAAUGCAGAGGAGGAGCUGGUCUGUACCAGAACAACUGGAGAGGUUACUAAAAUUGAGAGCAGACAGCUCCGCCUGGUCAAUGGGGACAGUCGCUGUGCAGGGAGAGUCGAGAUCUAUCACCAGAAUGAAUGGGGCACCAUUUGUAGUGACCGCUGGGACAUGAAGGAUGCCCAGGUGGUGUGCAGACAGCUCGACUGUGGACAAGCCCUCGCAGUCAUGCCAUGGGCUCAGUUUGGUGCGGGAUCAGGCCCUAUCUGGCUGGACGACCUGGGAUGCACAGGAACGGAGUCUCAUGUGUGGGAAUGUCCAUCCCCUGGCUGGGGGCAGCACGACUGCUAUCACUACCAUGACGCAGGAGUCAUCUGCUCAGGAUUUAUGCAUCUGGUUGGAGGGCAUGGACCCUGCUCGGGGCAAGUGGAAGUGAAUUCAGGAGAGGACUGGACUCCAGUGUCUCAUGUCAAUUUUACACUCCUCACUGCCCAGGUCAUCUGUGCAGAGCUGGGGUGCGGCAAAGUUGCAUCUGUCCUGGGGGAAGUGCCCUUGAGUGAUGCCAAUAGAAAGGUCUGGAAUGAGGAAUUCCAGUGUAAGGGAGAGGAAGCUGAGCUCUGGCUCUGUCCCAGAGUGUCCUGUCCCAGAGACACUUGUCCCCACAGUAAAACUGUACACAUUGUCUGUUCAGAAUACACAGAAGUCCGGCUCAUUAAAAAUGGCAACGCCCAGUGUGAGGGACAAGUGGAGAUGAAUAUUUCUGGAGUCUGGAGGCCACUCUGUGCCUCCCACUGGAGCAUGGCCAAUGCCAAUGUCGUCUGUCAUCAACUGAAGUGUGGAGUCGCAGUCUCCACCCCACGAGCAUCCUCUCAGGAAGGAAGGGAGCAGAUCUUGAAGCACAGAUUUCACUGCUCAGGACUCGAGUCGUUUUUGUGGAAUUGCCCUGUGACUGUCCUGGGGCUUCCUGAGUGUGCCCAGGGAAACACGGCCUCUGUGAUCUGCUCAGGAAAGAAACCCAAGAGCUGCCCGACCACUACUCCGUGCACAGACAGAGAGAAGCUCCGCCUCAGGGGAGGAGACACCCAGUGCUCAGGAAGAGUGGAGAUCUGGCACAGUGGCUCCUGGGGCACCGUGUGUGAUGACUCCUGGAGCCUGGCAGAGGCCCAGGUGGUGUGUCAGCAGCUGGGCUGUGGCUCUGCCCUGGAAGCUCUGCACGGGGCUGCCUUUGGUCCAGGAAAUGGGAGCAUCUGGCUGGAUAAUGUGCAGUGCAGGGGCAGGGAGUCCUCCCUGUGGGCCUGUGCAGCUCAGCCCUGGGGGCCUAGUAACUGCAAGCAUGAAGAGGAUGCUGGAGUGAGGUGCUCAGGAGAGAGGACAGCAUCUCCUUCCACCACUAAAGGCAACAUUGCACCCUCCCCCCGGGACUCUGGCAUCUUCUCCCUGCCUUGGGUCCUCUGUGUCAUCCUAGGGGCUCUUCUCUUCCUGGUCUUCAUCAUCCUGGGAACGCAGCUGCACAGACGGAGAGCAGAGCACCGAGACUCACACGCGUUUGAAGAUGCUCUUGAGGAGGCCUUGUAUGAGGACAUUGACUACCUUGUCAACCCAGAAAAGGGGAAGCUUUUGGAGCUCUCAGAAAACAUGUCUGAUGACUCAAUGACUAAGCUGCCAUACUACACUGGGGACAAUGAGGAGGAAGAAGAUCCUGAAUCUGCUCCAGAACCUCCAGGAAGCCCUGCUGAUGCCUCUGAAAAUGGUUAUGAUGACACUGACGAGGUGCCUUUUCCUGAAACUUCUCCUACCCCAGCAAUGAGUGACAAACAAUUUCUCCCGGAGGAAAGAGUUUAUGCUAGGUAUUCCCAGGCAGGUGACUCUCUGGAGUCUCCUAGCAAAGCUGCUUACCCCCAAGUGGACGGGAAAGCUUCCUCAGUGGUCCACGGGCAAGGGGAAGACCUUGGAUACGAUGAUGUUGAGCUUAGCACCAUGUAG